GUUUUAUCUCCUUACCGCAAAUAACCAUUUAAAUUUCUUGAUAGUAUUAAGCGAAAGACACCAAGAUGGCGCACCCCGUUUUCACCGUCGAGUCUCAGGAGAAUAUCCAGCAAAAGGCCCAAAUCCAUUUACUGCCAUGCCGCAUACAUCAUGAUGGUGAAGUCAAUCCAGUUGAAACGUACUGGAACCCCAUUGAGGGUGAAGACCAGACAAAGACGGCUUAUCUCAGAGGCCGCAAGCUUCACGGCAAAGUUGUGAAGUUGCCGGAGGGUUAUCACGGCUCUGUGGUUGAGAAAUCAACCCCAAAGAAGCCGGAGCAAAGUCGAGAGGAAAUGGUUGAGGAUCUUGAAAUUAUAGAAGACCCGGAAGACCAGCUCGAAGUAGGCGUAAUGCAAGGAAAAGCAACUUUUGAUGAAUUUGUGGUCUGGAAUCACGAGACCUUGGCCAAUUCGAGUGAAGAUCCGUACUUGAGAGGUAUGGAAGAGUGGAUAUCUUUUGCAGGACAGAUCCAUUCAUAUUCUUCUAAAAACCCUUCAGACAACUGAACUCGAAUGUACGACUUUCCUCGAGGUUCGGAGACUUAUACAGUCUUGUAGGGAAUCCGGCAUACAAGUCACUCUUGGUUUACGGGCAUGGCGUUCAGGAGUUCGCUGGGGUAACAAUCGAGACUAUGAGGUAGAUACAAGGAAUUCUACAUAUUAAUAGAAUCCAAAUUUACAAAUUUAAUAUUUAACUAUAA
Molecule: messenger RNA, 739 nt
Organism: Daldinia vernicosa
Lineage: Eukaryota; Fungi; Ascomycota; Sordariomycetes; Xylariales; Hypoxylaceae
Product: ribonuclease H1 small subunit
Exons: 3
Coding region: 66-545 (159 amino acids)
Biological process (GO): RNA catabolic process
Cellular component (GO): ribonuclease H2 complex
Source: RefSeq, a predicted model, not a curated record